AUGAGCGGGCACAGCAGUGGUGGGAUUGAUCCAAACGAUCUCGCUGUGCCCGGCCACUUUCAAACCUCAAUGCAGCAUAACUACAAUGCGCCAAAUGCUUUUUCGAGUGGCUCGGCCCUCUUUGGCGAUGACGAACUGCUGGAAGGACUCAACAGCCCGACGGAACCUCAAUCUGGGAUGCAGGGUCACGGGCAGGACUUUGGUGGCAUGAACGACAUGGGAAUCAGCUACCCUCAGGGCAUUUACGGUUCUCAUCCUGGCUUGCCGAUUGACCAACACCAAGUCAACGGCUUUUCGAGCACUCCAGACGGUGACCCAAUACAAAGCCCUUUCGUCCACAACUUUGGUCAAUUCCGGCCGAUUCAGCAUCCGCAAUCAUUCGGAGGUUCAUUACAGUCGCCUCUGUCGUACGCGGGAUCACCCCUUGCGAGCUCGGAUCUCAACGAACACCAGGACCCAAAUUUUCUCAGUACGAAAGCACGCGCGGCACGUAUGACGCAGACGAUGCAGCGAAAGCCCUCGAGCACCCGAAGCCCGCUAACACCCAAGACGGCGACCAUGACGGGCAUGUCGGUGCCCGCUGAAGCCACGUUUGGUUCCCAGCCGAUCAGAACAACUGGUGCGCAUCACGAGAAGUCGCAUUCUGGGCAAUGGAUUCAAACUCCCAAUAGUCUGUCGUCGUUCCCGGGAUCGGGGUUCUCGUCGCCGCUUCAGGCCAACAUGCAGGGCAACCAAAUCAGUGACAUCAUCUUGAAGGGUGGUGCGUCGAUGCCGGCCAAGCUUGGCGCUGCAUCGGCUGCUGCAUCGUCGCAGGAAGCCAGGCGGAAGCGGAGGCGAGAAUCCCACAACCUGGUCGAGCGCCGCAGGAGAGACAACAUUAAUGAAAGAAUCCAGGAUCUGAGCAAGCUGGUGCCAGCGCAUCGUCUAGAGGACGAAAAGAUAAGAAAGGCCAUCCAAAAUGGCACGCCAUUGUCGCCCACUCUUGCUGGGAUCUCCAGUCCCUCACAGGCUACUUCAGCUCUUGCUGGCCCGGGUGCUCGGCGGGCGGCUGGCGGAACGGCAGGGAAUAUUACAACUGGUCUACCAAUUGAAGAGAAAGACAAAGGCCCUAACAAAGGCGAUAUUCUCAAUGGUGCCGUCAGUUGGACUCGGGAUUUGAUGUGGAUGCUACAUCUGAAGAUCCAGCAGCAGGAGGAACUAAUAAACGCGCUGUACGAACGCGGCGGGCAGCUUCCCUUUGAGAUUACCGAUGACGAGCGGCGCAUGCAGACGGAGCUGAUGGAAGCCAUGGCAAGGAACGACGAGGCAACGGGAAGGCCGAAAACUUUCACCUACUCGCGCACGGCCGGGUCUGGGCUUCGUGUCCCCCACCACACAGACUACAAAGGUGAACCUUUGAACGGCAACGGCAAUGGCAAUGGCAGUACGGUCGACCAUCACGCCUCUGUGAGCCCAGGAGAUGACGGCCACGACAUGCUCGACUCCGGUGAUUUCCUCGACUACGAUGACGACGGCAGUGGGGAAAUGAACUUUAAGGAGGAAGACGAGUAUGGCAUGGACAUGACGGCUUGA
This is a messenger RNA of Canariomyces notabilis, 1572 nucleotides long. RefSeq lists its product as uncharacterized. The coding region runs from base 1 to 1572 and encodes 523 amino acids. Gene Ontology annotation, molecular function: protein dimerization activity; DNA-binding transcription factor activity, RNA polymerase II-specific; RNA polymerase II cis-regulatory region sequence-specific DNA binding. The transcript has a single exon. The record is from RefSeq and is a predicted model, not a curated record. Gene Ontology annotation, biological process: regulation of transcription by RNA polymerase II. Lineage: Eukaryota; Fungi; Ascomycota; Sordariomycetes; Sordariales; Chaetomiaceae.